CUACACAUGUGCUCAGACACCUGCACAACUGCAACAUCCUCACUUCAACCAGUCUUGAAAAGCAUUCUCAUUUGCAAAACAGAGUUUUGCAGCUCCAGUUCCCAUGCACAAAUAUACGGGUCUCUGCCAGCCCCAGGAGGUGUGAGAGAAACGUGGCACGCACAUCCAUUUCUUUCAUUUCUUUUGCUUUGUUAUCCCGUGCGAGCCCAUAUCGUUACACGACGGUGUGACUCUGGUUUCCUCCCCAGUUUCUCUCUCUGCAUGGUGCUGGCUGUCUUUGCGUUUUAAUUGCUCUCUCUCCUCCCGCGGCUGAUCAAAAUCACAUCGCUGAAUUCUGCUUUCUUCUUUUUUUCUUUCUGCCAGCCGCUCACAUGCACACAUGGCACGGAGCAGACUGACAUCACUUGACAUCUCCGUGCUUCCUCAUUUCAAUAUUAACUGUUUACCAGAAGAGAAACUGGUUUGGCGCGGGGUUGCUACGUUCACGCGUGCCUCUGUGUGUGAGCAAGAGCUUUUUUUUCCCCUCGCUGUCCCUUCACAGCUAUAGGUCAUUACACCGAGCUGCCUGAAACUGCCUGAUGCUAUUUUUCACCAGCGUGACUUUAGAAGAGACAGCUGUGUGGAUGUGCUCCCCUUUCUGCCUUGGCUGGGGCAUAAGAACAACUGCAAAGCCCGCUGCUGCUGCUGCCAUCUGAGAGCCAACCUGCUGAAGGACCUUUGCCCUCCCCAGGCCGAUAAUAAUGACACAGAUGCAGUUUAAAGAUGCAUUUUGGUGCAAGGAGUUCACCUUACACACUGGCUUUGAGGUGCUUGUACAGCGACUGCUGGACGGGAGGAAGAUGUGCAAAGAUGUAGAGGAUUUGCUCAAGCAAAGAGCUCAAGCAGAAGAGAGGUACGGGAAGGAGCUGGUUCAAAUUGCCCGAAAAGCAGGAGGACAAACAGAAAUCAACACACUGAAGGCAGCAUUCGAGAAGCUCAAGCAACAAAUUGAAAGUGUUGGAAACUCUCAUAUCCAGCUGGCAGGAAUGCUGAAGGAUGAACUGAAAGGAAUAGAGGAGUUCCGAGAAAGGCAGAAGGAGCAAAGGAAAAAGUACGAGUCUGCAAUGGAGCGCAUGCAAAAGAACAAGUUGUCCCAGUAUAAGAAAGCAAUGGAGUCAAAGAAGAGCUAUGAACAGAAGUGCAAGGAGGCGGAUGAGGCUGAGCAGUCCUUCGAACGGAUGAGCGCUUCAGGCAACCAGAAGCAAACAGAAAAGAGUCAGAACAAAGCCAAGCAAUGCAGAGAUGCAGCGCAUGAAGCAGAGAAUGUGUACAAACAGAACAUUGAACAGCUGGAUAAGGCCAGGACAGAGUGGGAACAGGAACAUAUUAAAACCUGUGAGGUUUUCCAGCUCCAGGAGUGUGACCGCAUCACCAUCCUCCGGAACUCGCUGUGGGUUCACUGCAACCAGCUCUCUAUGCAGUGUGUGAAGGAUGACGAGCUGUAUGAAGAGGUUCGGGUAAGCUUGGAGAACUGCGUCGUAGAGUCAGACAUAGACUACUUCAUUAAGAGUAAAAUGACAGGAACACAACCUCCAGGUGCAAUAGGAUAUGAGAACUACUAUGACAGAGAACCAAACAGAAGCAACAGCCCGACCCAGACUUGUGGGAUGAUGAAGAGAUUCUCUGGACUGUUGCAUGGAAGCAGCAAAAACAAUGCUGAAAGAGUCAUUCCUUCAGCCCCUCCUCUCGAGAAAACAGAUGGGGUCUAUGCAGCCAUUUUUGUAAAUGAACAUGAAAGAACUACAUCAUCACAGGACUACAGAGUACUUUAUGACUACACAGCCCAGAACAUGGAUGAACUGGACAUCAAUGAAGGAGACAUCGUAGCUGUCAUUGAAGAAAAUGACAAUGGCUGGUGGACAGCUGAAAGGAAUGGGCAGCGAGGCUUUGUGCCAGGGUCUUAUCUUGAAAAGAUUUGUUGAAGCGUAGCCUCACUCCUUAGACUUUGAAAAUAUUCUACUACUGAAAACGAACAUCAUACAAGGUCUGCUCCAGCUGACCAAGAACAACCCAUUAUACUGCCCUCUACAUUUACCAGUCAGGAAAGAACUGCUUUCAUCUUCCUUCCCACCGAUCUUCUCUCCCCCUCAACAACUUCUGGCUCACGUUGUCUGAAAAAAGCUGUCUUCAUCUCAGAUGAGGACUUCGGUUUCUCACAAAGGUGCUUUCCACUCUCAGCACUGCUGCCAUCAGAAUCUCAAAUCUUGGUGAAUCUGGGAGAAAAACCCUGCUGAGAACUUAACUAUACUAAAGGAAAAAGAAGCUAAUUCUGCUUGUCCAGGAUGGAGGACCACCUCCAGUCAGUCUGUGAGCAACCCUUACCACCAUCGCAGCCAUGACCUUCACCACGGAUUCCCUCUUCUCACUGCACACAUCAUGCAAGUGUUUCUGAGAGCUGAGCUAAGAGCAGGAAGCACACAUACGCAGAAAGCUUCUACAUCACAAGGUCAUCCAUGGCUCUGUUUUGCACUGGAUUCUGGGACAGCCAAAUAAGGGCAGAUGAAGAGCCCAAGGCCUGCUUUUACCUCAGUUGGAUGGUUUCUCUGACACCUUGCUGGGAUUUUUCAUGUUUAAAAAUAGCUUUCUAGCAGUGCUGCCCUGAUCCUGGGAGAGAAGUGCUAGUUGCCUCCACAUGCAGUCUGUGCAGACACGCCUUCAGUGCAUUCUCCUUUUAACUUCUCUGUUCACCCAGCUGAUCCUUUCCUGCCCACAGGCUUUUCAGUCUCUGACUAUCUGCAGCCUCUGCAGCGCUGGGAUAGCUGGCACAGAUUUGGCUGGGUUCCUUCCCAGUGACUUGUAAUGUGCUUCUCCUACAACAAAGCCUCUGCAGAGAAGCUGUGCUGAGCAGGUUCAUUGCACCUCACAGGUUGCAGCUCCAGCAGUCUUGCCAGUCCAGCAUUUAGGAAUGUUUCCAACCAGCACUGUACUUUGCAAGAGAUCAUUAAGUACUUUGUGCCACCUCUCGCUAUUCGGAAAUUAAGCACAGUGAGAGUCGAAGGCACUUGUGUUAUGUUAUUCCAUUCUGGAAUCAAGAAAUGAGAAUAAAAGUUGCUGCAGGCCCUCUCUGUCCUCCUGCACACACAGCACACUUGUCUUUCCCACGCUUGCCCAAGUUACCACGUUGCACAUCUGCAUUAGGGCUCUUAGCAGCUCCCAUCAGCAGAGGCUCAGAAGAACUGCAGGACUUUGAAUGUCAUUUCAUGCACUAGAUUGUACAAACAGCAGUACUCAAACAGGCUGAGGAUGUCAACGACAGCUUCCUGUGACCAAGUCUGAACUGACAGUGCCAAGAGUCCACAAUGACCUCCAAUUAGUUAACUGCACUGUAAAUGCAACUGUCAGACAACUACAAUAGAUCCUUACAUACUGCAUAAGAGGAAACCUUAAGUAUGAAAGAUUUAAUGUAUUUGCUUGAAUACGGGGUCUCUCACAAAGAGAACUGUUUAUCAACCAGCAGAUAUUGAAAUAUUUUUUACAAGCGAUCUUAAUUAAAAUAAGUCUCUAAGAUGCAACUCUUCUAACAGUAUAUGACACAGGGAUUCUGCUAAGACUCCUCACAGGCAGCCUCACACAAGACACUGCAAUACCCAUUCCUGGGUACCUUGAAAUCCUUUUACAGAUUGUCUUUGCCUACAUGAACCAUAUGGUCCACAUCAGCUGACAGACAGAUGGUGACUACUGUAUCUCCCCCAUCAAAGUAUUUCAUAUUUUUGCUGUUAAAUUCAGGAAACUGGUUCCUUUCCUAUCUUUUUUUUUUUUUUUUUUCCAAGUCAAGUUUUCUUCUGUUUGUUACAACUGCAAAAGGCUAUAGAUAUUUCAAAAUCUACCCAUUCUUGUAGCAUUUGGUUCCCACAUGCUAACUGGAGACUGAUAAGGAAAUGAAAAAGCAACAGCAAUGUUUUCUCAUAAUUCAGUUUCUCUGCUUUAUGCUGAAGAAUCUUGCUGAUAAGUAGUUAAUAAGCCAUAUCUAUGCAGCUUGCUCUAUCAGUGUGUCAGCACUUGUCAGAAAUAAAACAAAGAUAUCAAGAAAUACGCACACACUCCCUUAAAACACCCUUUUCAGUGUCAUCCAUUCCAGGCAGUACAGAAAGCAGGAAGGUCAAAUUUAGGGCACUGCCUUAAUAAUAAUGUUGCCUCUCCAGCUUGGUAACUAUUUGGUAACAAAACCAAAGCAUUCAAGAAAUCAUUAGAUUUUCAGGUGAAACUAAAACAGAUCCUUUCUAGUGGCAGGCAUACUUAAACUAAACUCCAGUGUAUUUGGCUGAGGUGCUUUUCUGAUAGACACUUCUGAUAAGGCUCUACCUCCACCCUGACUACCAUUUUUUGGUGAGGAGGUGUCAAGCAACAAGUAGGGCCAUAGCAGCAGUGGCACACACAGCUUUGUCAAGUAAACUGAUUUCACAGCACGUCCACAACAGCAGAUUGCCUCUAUAGCACUCUGGUGCUCUGGAUGGGAUCACACACAAGCAGCUGUUAGCAGACAGUGAGGAACACGCUUUUGCCAGCUGCUCUGCAAAGGGGGGAGCCUAAUUACCCACUUACAACCUAUGGCUAAUAUGUAAAUAGAGUCAAACUAAUUAAAGCAGAUUUGCAAUAACGUUACUGAGCUGUUUUUGAAUAAGCACUGCAGGGUAGACUUCAUUUUGCGCAACUGACAUCAAAUAUUUCAUGCUGAACAAUUUCAGACUUAUAACUGUUAUCUCUAGAAAUUCUUACUAGAUCAUAAGAAGCCAGCAGGCAUCUUCUAUCCAUUAAACAAGACGGGUAAGAAAGACUGAAGUCAUUUCCCACAUAGAUCACAACAGAAUACAAACAAAUUGAGGUUCACACCUGCUGCUCUCCUAGAUGGAGUCUGGAUUUGAGCAGCGCAGUCAUGAGACUGCUAGUAAGAAGUGCAGAGAUUCUACUAUUCCUUUAGCAGAAGCAAAUUUUCAAUAGCUGGAAGCAUGCAACUCAGACCAACAGUACUUUUAAACCAGGCUCAGUUACGUACAUUACUGCCCUUUUACCAUGCUAUUAAUUAAGGAGAAGAAUAGGAAAACCUGGUUGAAUAUGCAAUUAUAAAACACCUGUUAGUGCAGCGAGGCCCAUUAAAGCACAAAACAGAUUUCAGCUGCUGUAUAUACCAUUAACAGCCCACAAGCCCAUUGAAGAACCUUGGUCAGACAAAGCAGUAUUAGACUGGUAACAAGGAUCCUGGAGACUCAGCCAACAAACACAGUUAGGACUUAGUUGCAAAGAAAGGACCUUCUGCCAAGUUUUACAUGUCCAUUACUACACACAGGUAGCUUCUAGCAUUGUUUGCAAGUACUCAACUGAAAGAAAGAAAAAAAA
Phasianus colchicus (ring-necked pheasant) is the source of this 5373-nucleotide messenger RNA. It is a transcript of the gene PSTPIP1, whose product is annotated as proline-serine-threonine phosphatase interacting protein 1. Gene Ontology annotation, cellular component: actin filament; plasma membrane; cytoplasm. Gene Ontology annotation, biological process: actin filament polymerization. Gene Ontology annotation, molecular function: actin filament binding. Lineage: Eukaryota; Metazoa; Chordata; Aves; Galliformes; Phasianidae. The record is from RefSeq and is a predicted model, not a curated record.